AUGACUGCCCAUCCCACCAACAGCUACAUCGAUGUUGACCCUCUCAAACAAGCCGGUCAAUCUCCCUCCUACAGCAUUCAACCAGACAACACAGAAUACUACCAUACUCAACCACAAGACCGAGAUGCUGUUCCUCACAAUAAGCCAACUGUAGGCCAACGCUUCCACAAAAUCAGCUCCAAGGCUGGUUCGCCGCUCAACAAAGCUGCAAACUUGAUUGGAGCUGAAGGGUGGUGGCCUACUACUAUGGACAAGGAGUGCGCCAAGGCUGCUCGUAUUCUUCACUCUUUUACCAACCUCAGCUCUUCUACAUCUCGCAACAGCAAAGGGCCUCUCCACCCCACAGGUCUCACUCGCAAGUCGAUGAUCAAGAUCCCUCCCAACGUUCUUCAAAGCGCCGCCGGUCUCGCCAUAUUCAAUGUCAUUCGUGCCGGCGCCUGCCAUGGCUCUCUCUCCGGUGGCUCCGGCGUAGUCAUCUCUCGUCGCGCAGACGGCACCUGGUCUCCUCCCUCUUCAUUCAUUGUAAGCACACUCGGUGCGGGCUUUGUCUUUGGUCUUGAUGUUUACGACUGCGUCUGCGUUCUCAACACCCCUGAGCAAGUUGCCGCCUUUACCAAGCCUCGUGUAUCACUCGGCGCAGCAGGUUCCAUUGCUGUUGGUCCUGUUGGAACAGGCGGCAGCAUCGAGGCGGCCCUCAGCAAGACUGCUGCUCGACCAGUGUGGAGUUAUAUGAAGAGUCGUGGUUUGUGGGCGGGUAUUCAGAUUGAUGGUACUAUUGUUGUUGCACGAGGCGAUGCCAAUGCCGCAUUUUACAACGAGCGCGGUAUCACAGCAGAGAAGGUCUUGCUUGGUGAUGUUGCUUGGCCCAUGGGUGCUAAGCCUCUUUUUGAAGUGCUCCAAGCACUCGAGGGACGGGUUACAUAUGAUCGCACUGUCGUACAGGCCGUGGGCGAAUCUCCCACCCCUGGUGACUCUAUCUCUGGUGAUUCUAUCCUGUCUGAGAAACAAGAAAGAUAUACCGAUGAGCCUGAAGAGUCCAAGACUCGUAGCUUUGAAAAGCUAGAAAGAUACACCGAUGAACCUCAAGAGUCUGAGAUUGGUGGAUCUGAAAAGUCAGAAAGGGUCGAUGAACUUCCGAGCCAGAAGACUCAAGAGCCUCCAAUGCUCAUAGUUACAUCUCCCACCACUAUUCAUAGUACGGAAGACCUGCCCGGUUAUGAGGUUGUGGAGAAGAAUUAG
Molecule: messenger RNA, 1239 nt
Organism: Fusarium venenatum
Lineage: Eukaryota; Fungi; Ascomycota; Sordariomycetes; Hypocreales; Nectriaceae
Biological process (GO): regulation of ruffle assembly
Cellular component (GO): ruffle membrane
Molecular function (GO): phosphatidylinositol binding
Source: RefSeq, a predicted model, not a curated record